AUGGAUGAUCUGCACAAGAUGAAGACUUCACUGGAUCGCGGAGUGCCUUGUCCUUCCUUGAUUGACUUUUGGAAGGCAUAUCAAGCUUGUCCGGAGGAACUGCAGACAAUACAGAUGAAGAAGGCAAAGAGGUUUGUUCAGGAGGCGAUCAUCAUAGCCCACAAACACUUCUCCAGGUACACAUCGAAGAGCCUCUUACCUGCUGCUCUUCUAACAGAGAAUGGCAUACCUGAUGUCAUUGCGUCCAUCAUCACGGAGCGAGAGUACAUUCCCAGCGGGAUCUACUGCUAUUCGGAGGUCCACGGCAAACGUCUUAUCAAUCUCAGAUUGUUCCACGAUUUCGUGAAGAGAUCUGUCAUGUCGAACAAGGAACAAGACACCGCUUAUGCCCCCAUGGCACUGCAUAUUGCUGACUUUCGCUUGAAGAAUGUCCAUUUGAAGUUGUCCGAAAAGGAAGAGGAAGAUGAGGCCACGUAUUCUCAAAGCCACCAAGACAAUGAUGCGCAACACUUCAAGCAUGAGCGCCUUCAAACACUUGAGGACCAAGCCAAGGCAACACUCCACAAGAACAAGAAACAGAAUGCCAAACAGAAGAACACUGGAGUGGAGCGGACUUUGAAGAUUUUGGGCUUGUUUCCUUUUGGCAAGCUUGUCAAAAAGCUCCACCAUGAUGCUCUCAGAGUUGAGUUGAUGCAUAGAGGUUGCACUGAAGAGGAGGUCGCAGGAUGGGGAGUCACUGACAGGAAGAAUAAGCUCAAAGCCCUUGAGAAGUUGCGAGUGAAAGAGGAUGGCAAGGAAGCAGUCAACAACAGCAAGCUUGGCUUUAAGGUCCUCUCCUCUGCUUCAUUUCCAGACAACUAA
Messenger RNA from Seminavis robusta, 861 nucleotides. The record is from the annotation of a GenBank genome assembly. Lineage: Eukaryota; Bacillariophyta; Bacillariophyceae; Naviculales; Naviculaceae.